Linum tenue is the source of this 430-nucleotide messenger RNA. Lineage: Eukaryota; Viridiplantae; Streptophyta; Magnoliopsida; Malpighiales; Linaceae. The record is from the annotation of a GenBank genome assembly.
GGAAUUUGCUUCUUUAUAAUGAUCCCUCCAAAAACCACGACGAACCCGUCCAUGCACCCUCCUCCAUUCAUAAUUCGAAGCUAGUUGCAGGACCAUAACAAUGUCGGGUGCAUUCUCAAGAGGAGCACACACCAUGAACUCCAUGUUCAACAGGCCAAUGGUGAGGAAAGGCUACCACAAGAAGAGCUCCUCUGCCGCCGGGGACACGGUGAGUGGCCGGGAGACGCCGGCCGCGGCGAAGGUGGAGAGUGAUCAGAGCAAGCUGGGAUCUGAUGGUGGUGGUGGGUAUUGCAGUUGGGUUCCGGACGAGAAGACUGGGAUUUACUACCCCAAAGGUCAGGAGAAAGUAAUGCAGGAAAUCCCUGCCGGAGCCGGCAGAGAUGUUGAUGUGCAUUGGUACUCUCACAAUUAUCAAGAGAAUUGCCUCUGA